AUGCUGGACAACAAUGCAUUGCAGCCAUACGUGGUGUACAUGGGGCGCGCAACAACGGGCGGCGGUGGCAGCAGCGACCCAGAGGCGGUGCGGGCCGCUCACCUGCAGUUGCUGUCGUCCGUAAUCCCCAGCGACGAGCAGCCGGAGAGGCUGUGGCUGCGGCACAGCUACCACCACGCGUUUGAGGGCUUUGCCACCCUGCUCACCCAGGAGGAGGCCACCACUCUCUCAGGGCACGAGAGGGUGGUGUCGGUGUUCCGGGAUCGAGUGCUGCAGCUGCACACUACGAGGUCGUGGGACUUCCUGGACGCGCAGUCUGGGCUCUGGCCCGACCGCCUCAGCCGCCGGGCGUCCGGCGAUGUCAUCAGCGGCGUCGUUGAUACUGGUGUCUGGCCGGAGUCGCCGAGCUUCAACGACGCUGGGAUGCCGGAGGUGCCAUCACGGUGGCGCGGCGUCUACAUGGAAGGCCCGGACUUCAACAAGAGUAACUGCAACAAAGUCAAAAAACGCCUCUCGCACUGGGGCAGCGACAGGAGGCUCGCCACGGGACACCCAUGGGCACGGUACACACACAGCGUCGACGGCAGCCAGCGCAGCCGUGCCCCACGCGAGCUACCACGGUCUCGCCCGGGGCACGGCCAAGGGCGGGGCGGCGGCGAGCCGUGUGGCCGUGUGGCCUGCUCGAGCCACGGGUGCACAAGCUCCGCCAUACUCAAGGCCAUUGACGACGCCGUGAGAGACGGCGUGGACGUCAUAUCUGUCUCCAUCGGCACAGGCGGCGGCCCCCAGCAGGCGAAGUUCCUCGACGACCCCAUCGCUAUCGGCGCCUUCCACGCGCACCAGCACGGCGUGCUGGUUGUCUGCUCUGCCGGCAAUGAAGGGCCUAAGCCCUACACCGUCGUCAACACGGCUCCGUGGAUCCUUACCGUCGCCGCCUCCACCAUGGACCGCGCCUUCCAGUCCGGCGUCGUUCUCGGCAAAGGAACCGUCGUGAAGGGAGUAGCGAUCAACUUUUCGAACCAGUGCCUCAGCGGAGGUCGGUAUCCCCUCGUGUUUGGUCGCCAGGUCGCAGCCAGGCAUACGACCGUGUUCGACGCGAGCAACUGUUACCCAGGAUCGCUGGACGCGCGGAAGGUGGCCGGGAAGAUUGUGGUUUGCAUCGGCACGGACAGAUCUGUGCCGCGGCGGGUGAAGCCAAUCGCCGCCGAGCAGGCAGGCGCGAGGGGCCUGCCUGAUGUGAUGGCGCCUGGAGUUGACAUACUUGCAACUGCGAUCCCGUCCAUGGACAAGGACAAGCAGCAGCCCUCAGCGUUCGCAAUCCAAGUCUGGAACACUUCCAUGGACUGUCCACACGUUGCCGGCGCUGCCGCCUUCCUCAAAUCUGCCCACCCUGGCUGGAGCCCGUCCAUGAUCCGAUCAGCUCUCAUGACAACAGCGACGUCGAGGAACAACCUCGGGGAGCCUCUGGCGAGCAGCGCCGGCACCGUGGCUACAGGCCACGACAUGAGCGCCGGAGAGGUGAGCCCACUACGGGCACUCAGCCCGGGCCUGGUGUUCGACACCACCACAGACGACUACCUCGACUUCCUCUGCUACUACGGCUACGACGACAAGCGCGUCCGCAAGAUCUCCGGCGUCCCACGCUUCGCCUGCCCGGCCGACGCGCCCUCGGAAGACCUUGUUGCCGCGCGCGUCAACUACCCAUCCAUCUCGGUGCGACGGCUCCACGCCGGUAAGGUGGUCACCGUGGCGCUUACCGUUACAAACGUGGGGUCGUCCAAUGACACCACCUACAAGGCCACCGUGGAGACGCCGCUGGGCCUGACGGUGCAUGUGGUGCCGGAGCGUCUCGUGUUCUCACACAGGGGAGCCACUGCCAAGUUCGAGGUGACCUUCCAUGAUGGGAAUAAUGCCGCCGUGAACAAAGGAUACGGACACGGCGCCGUCACCUGGUCAGAUGGUGCGCACUCGGUUCGCGUACCUUUCGCUGUUCAUGCGGUAUGA
Molecule: messenger RNA, 2004 nt
Organism: Miscanthus lutarioriparius
Lineage: Eukaryota; Viridiplantae; Streptophyta; Magnoliopsida; Poales; Poaceae
Source: the annotation of a GenBank genome assembly